UGUACAAGACAGAUCCGCGUUGCAGCGCUGAUAAGGCGAACGGCCCUACGCACGCGACAGGAGUCAGCAGGAGCCGGCCGGUCGAGAGCAGGCCAAGCGCUUUCGGUUUUCUGCAAGAAAACGCGGCGCAAAAUUAACUGCGAGCGCCUUUUGGACAAUGGACGUUUAUCACAAUCACGUCUGCUUAUGUGGAGAUACCGCCGACCAGUGCAGAACCCACAGUCAAGCGAGGCCGGUGGACGCCGGUGCAUCAGUACGGUCGCGGAAACAGCGGAUCGCUUUCACUAGCGGGACCGUGGAAAUGGGACGCUGACUACAGUUCCGUUACGCAAGUCGAUCACAUUGUCAUGAUCCCUUCUCUUGUGGGCUACAGCUGCCUCUGGAUAACGUGACUCUUUGUAUCAGUUCUGGGUGCUCGAUUCAAGGACAAACUGAAUGAGAAAAACAAAACGGAGAUGAAGCCGCGACAGUAAGUGGACUCUUGUUUGGUGACCUGAACGAAAUAAUUACUCGUAAGCAGUAAAAAGAUGUUUACGGGAAAUGCCGCAUUAGAAACGUUAUCAGCCAACGGACUUACGAAACACCGGCUUGCGGGUCUAUUUGAAAGAGAAGAUCUGGCCUUGUAAUCUGCCGAUAACGGACGGGGCCAGAGAAUUGCAUCUAUCUGCGUGACACAUUCUUCCUUUGGCCGACAGCGCGCAUACUGCACCGAAGUGACCUUGCUGUGAGACUGUGUAGGAAGGAUAUUACCAAAAUACUGUUACCUAUUAUCUCAUAGGGGGUCCGAGUCCAGGUCCGGAGCGAAAAAUACGUACAUUUACCGGUACCUGAAUUAUGCAUGCGGACACUGAAUAAUGCAAUAUACAGUCAACCAAUCCCAGUUUAAAACCGCGAGCUAAUCCAAAUGACCUACUUUGGGUGGGAAUCUAACGCUGACGCUAGUUUUUAAAACCCUUUUUGAUGUGUUUGGCAGGAAACCAUUUGCCGCAUAGCCAUAGAUAUCUAGUAUUUGGAGUUGGAGCAGUCUAAAUGCACCUGGUAGUAUUCUCAACUGAAUGUAGUUUUUUUAAAAUAACGCAGUGAUUUGUAAACGUGCUUCAAAAUUGUACAUCAAGGUAGAACAAGUAGGCUAAAUACAGGAUAAUUCCAGAAUAUAUAGAUCAACUUUGUUAGGUGAAAUGUCCGCGCGUGACGCGCUAACCACGAAGAGCUCUGCACGAGAGCAUGAUUUAUUAACUUGAUGUUUUUUGGAUAUCCGCCAGCCUGUCGCACUUUCACCGGGGCAAAUAAGUCGAAGUGAGUAAAAAACAGAGAAGCAAUGUCACUUGUGCAUUGUUACUCCUCCAUUAACCAAAUUAUAAUUCUCGAGUGCUGUUCUAGCGCCGAAGGUUUACUGUGACGUUAGCAAUGCUUGUCAACUGCAAAAAUACAAAUACUGUGCCCAUGAUCGCUGGACUGUUGGACUUUGGUUUAAAACCAAGCUUCUCUUCCACGUUGUUCAAGCCAUUUUCACUCUCAGUAACUGUCGGUAACUGUAAGGAACAACUGGGCGACUGAGAAGUAAUUUCUAACGGACUUCAGGGUUAUUGAAAUUCUUCUUCUGAGAUAGAUUUAUUUCAGAAGGAUUCGUUUGUUUAGUCUUCGUCACUGUAGACUCUGCUUAUUUUCUCCUGCUGUCAGCGCAAUUCAACUGUCAGGGCUGCCGUCGGAUUAACGAGUCGCUCAGCCAGGCUCUGUCCGCUCCGGCGGCCUUUGUGGUGAAUUGCUUCGCGGGGCCAUUAAAACGUUAAGCGGCAGCCAUGCCGGUAUAAGAACACUCAGGACUGGGAAAGGUGUCAGUGGCGCGUGUUUAAGGACCAAUAAGCCCUCAGAGCGAUCCCUCCUUCCCGCACCCGUCCCGUCCCGCCGAGCCGAGCCAAGCCCAACCGAGCCGAGCCGAGCCGAGCCGAGCCGAGCCAUGUUUCUGAAGAGAAGCCGUCCCACGCAGCCGCUCCUCCGGCACACGGACGUGCCGCCGCGCGUGACGGAGAGCUUCAUCCUCUCGGGCUACCGCUUCCCGGACUACAGCCUGCGCGAGUGCCUGGUCUCCGCCUUCCGGCCCACCAACGAGACCGGCAACUUCUGGACGCACUUCCUGGCCGUCUUCGUCUUCGCCUUCCACUUCCUGGAGCUGUUCGUGUGGGAGGGCACGCUGCCCCUCAGCGACCCGUUCUUCUACCCGUUCUGGAACUACUUCAUCGGGGUGUUCUGCCUGCUGAUGGCCAGCAGCAUGGCGCACCUGCUCAACUCCAUGUCGCUGCUCAUCCGCGAGAUCUGCUUCUUCGUGGACUACGGGAACAUCAGCGCCUACACGGUGGGGUCCGCGCUGGCCUACUUCUACUACAUCCACCCGCAGGCGGGCGCGGUGGGCGAGCGGUGCCCCAAUGCCACCCGGCACGGGCCGGCGGGGGCCACGGGGGGGCCCUUCCUUCCUCUCCCUCCUCCUCCUCCUUCUCCCCCGUCGCCCGAUCUCCACCGUUUCUUCGAGAGCUUCUACAUCCCCAGCGCCUGCCUGGUGGCGCUGAUCUGCACGCUGGCCUGCUGCAACACCAGGCAGCACUGGCGCCGCUAUCGCUACGUCAUCCGCACCACCGUCUUCCUGCUCCCCUUCGUGGUGGCCUCCACCCCCGUGUUUUACCGUCUGCUCCUCUCCUCCUCCUCCUCCUCCUCUUCAUCGUCCUCCCCCCCAUCCUCCUCCUCAUCCUCCUCCUUGCCAUCCCCUUCCGGGACUCUGGCGCAGUACUUCUACCGCCACUGCUUCUGGCUGCUGGCGUCGGCGCUCUUCAACAUCAGCAAGCUGCCGGAGCGCCUGUCGCCGGGCAGGUUCGACGUGUGGGGCCACAGCCACCAGUGGUUCCACUGCUGCACCUUCCUCUCCAUCCUGGACGAGCUGCACAUGAUCAAGGGCGAGAUCCGGGCGCUGGCCCUCCGCCCCGCCCUCUCCCUCUCCCUGCUGGCCCCGUCCGCCCGGCCCCGGUCCCGCCCGCCCAUCGCCGGCCCCACCCUCUGCUCCACCUACGGGGUGAUGUUCGCCCUGCAGGGCUGCAUCGCCGGGAUCAUCUCCUGGUUCGCCUGGCGGGCCAAGGCCUCGCCCUCGCCCUCCGAGCGCCUCAAACUCAACUGAGCGGGGAAAACGAGCCGGGACCGGAGUCUUCAUCGAUUCUUUCUUCUUCUUCUUCAAGUUUUUUUUUUUUUUUUUCCGAUUUUGUGGGUUACUGUCUGUGUCCCUUCUGUGGCAGAAAUCUCAAGACUUAAGUUUUCUUUUGAAGUUUUAAUAUAUCGUGCUUAUAACUUCAUAAAUAGGGCCAUAUGAAUAUGAUGUGCACAUUAAACAUGUUCUUUUCAUUUUAUCUUAAGGAAGCACCUUACGGCCCCCAGUCGUGGGAUUGGGGGACAUCUUUUGUUCAACCCGGUGUGGUUCAGAUGUCAAAAAACAUCUGGUGAGAAUGAAACUUUAAAAAGAAAGGAAAAGAUCAGAGAGGGAACUGCUAUGUCUGUCAGAAAUGUGAAUUUCUCUCGUUGAAAGAAUACGCACAGUGACACAGCUUGUAUUUCCAGGACAAUCCCUGCCUUUUUUUCGUGUUCAAUAACUGUGUGAACUUUGAACUGUGUGUAGUACAUUGGUUGUAUCAGAUGAUGUCAUAUAAGGCUCACAGUGGACCUCUGCCCAUGAAAGGGGGAGUGGCCUAUGUUUAGGAGCUAUUGAAACAUUAACAUUAGUAAGAUAAAUAGUUACUGCUUUAGGUAGGCAGAUUAUUAUCUAACAUAGUUGCUUCUCUCAUUGGGUAGAUAUUCAGGUCGAAGGUUCUUCGGCUGAAGCUCGAAUGAGCUUCAUCCUGAGCCUUAUGAAAGUGUUUCUUAUGUUUUUUUGUUUGUUUUGUUUUUGUUUUUUUUGGUGAUGCUAAUGUGACUAUUUCCUCUCCUGUUCCUACGUGACGCAUGUGCAGUUUUGAGUCCGUAUGAGCUUUUUUUUUUUUAUUGCUUGCAGGGUAUUCGCUUCCAAACCGAUCUUUAAGACCAUUUGCAGUGUGCUGCUAGGGGCUGGGGUUUGGGAAGGGAAGCCUUAGGCCAUUUAGCAUUAGCCAGGGGCAUUGUGGGACCAGCUGUUCAAACACUGCCACAGCCAGCGGUGACACCAAUUAAAACCACUCACGCUCUGCUCUCCUCUCCCAUGGCGCUGGCUGUCCUGUCCUCCCUCUUUUUCCACCCUCCCUCUCACUCCUCUUUUUCCCCUCUGCACGUAUGUAUCUCUCCCCUCCUCCUCCUCCUCCUCCUCUCUCGCUCGCUCGUAUUUCCUCUUUUAUUCUGGGCGAAACCUAGCAACAGGAAGUGAAGUAGCAGACACAACACGAAUGGUGUUUCACUGCAGAAUUAGUCCACUGCAUUUUUUUUUGCACACAAGGGCAGUUUUAGGCAGGGUUUUUGUGUUGCUUGCAUCACCAAUUCCUCAUUAUAAGGAAACAGACAGUACUAGCCGUGCAUCCGCACAACGGUGCACCUGAUGUUAUAACGUCCAGUUCCACUGUUGUUUGAUGGGGUCUGUUCUUUUACUAACAUUAUGAAGGUGGUGUUGUCAAAAGAAAAGAAACUCAAUUCACCUCAGCCCAUAUCUGAAAACCUCCCAGAGGAGUGGACAUCUUAAAAGCUCUACUUUAUGCGGUGAGCUGUGACGUCGUUUGGAAAGACGUUCAAAUUUCUGAAGCGCUGAGUUCUACACUGAAUUCAGAGAGCUUGAGGAAGUGGAGUUUACGGGCUGUGGUUUUUUUUUGUGUGUGUGUGAAAAAAAUGCAGUCUCACUAAAGAACAUGGUGUUUGUGAGAGAAGCUGCUGACUCAAUUGUUAUGUAAUUGUUUUUGUAUUUUUUUUUGCACUUUUCUGUUCUGUGAUCACUCUUUAGCGCCGCCAGUGAGACAGCUAAUGAGCCGGCCUUCUGUUCAUGUUAAAACACCUCCAGAUGGUCUGCUGAAGUCCCGGCCGUUAAGUGACCAGACUGCAAAACGGUCCGUCUUGUCCUCAACACUGGUUUUACCCUCAUUUAAUCCCAGACGUGGACACAGGGGCCUUCGCUGUCCUCUUCACUCUAGUGUACCUGCGUGGGAUAAUCUAAAGCUCUUCAUUUCUGUUGUUCAGAAACAGGUGAAUGGGGGGAAAAAGGAGUGGCACUGUUGUACACCUCUGACCUUUUUUUUUUUUUUUUUUUAGAACUGCUUCGAAGACGUUUUGAUGUUUAAACUAACGGCAGCAACUGUUUUUAAGUUUUCCUCAAGUUGAUUUGCACUGCAGAUUGCACCGGUGAAUCCGAAAGGUUGUACGGGUUAUUGUCCCUUUCUUUUAAAUUGAUUAUUUAUUUAUAAAGCCUGUUGUGAACGUGUCGGCCAGUUAACCAAUCCUCUGCGUUGUUCCGGACCGUGUCAGAGCAUCGCGGGCCAGUCAGGGAGCAGAAGAGCUGGUCAUCAUGUCUCCAGCCAAUCGGAGCGUUACCCUCGAUGGUGACUCAGACCUCAGACCUCGGAGCUGAGUUUCUUUUUUUUUUAAAUCAGAAAUGAGAUGUGAGCCACCCCUUCAGUCAGAAACUGCGGAACGUUGCACUUCCUUCAAAAUGAACCACCUCUCUCUCAUUGGUUCCUACGGAGGGAUCGUUUUCUUUAUACUGGUGUGAUCAGUGCAAGAUUCUUGAUCCGAGGAGUGGAUCAAGGCUUGUGCUACACGGUUUCUUCUCAUUGCUUUCUUCUCCUGUCCCAGGGGGAGAAGAGUUGGCUCUUUGUCUUCAACAAAGAUAUUCUGUGUGCGGAAUGGGGACCAUUGGCCGUGGCUCCUGAAGUGACAGGUUUUUUUUUUGGUACAGUUGCACCUUUACUGUAUAAUAUGCCUCAGGAUGGUGUUUGUAAUAGUCCUUUAUGGGGGGGACGUUGGGGGAGGUCAGUGUGUGGAACAUCUUUGCAUAGAACCGUCUAGGUGCAGAUCCCUUACUGUAUAGCACCAGGAAUUGUGCAAUUAUUUCCCCUGACAUUUUGCUCCUAUGUGAGAUGUGUGAUGAUGCUGAUUGUGAUGAUGAUGAUGACGAUGAUGAUUGUGAUGAUGAUGAUGUUGACCAUGAUGAUGAUAGUGAUGAUGAUGACGCUGAUGAUUGCGAUGAUGAUGACGAUGAUGAUAGUGAUGAUGAUGACAAUGAUUGUGAUGAUGAUUGUGAUGAUGAUGAUGACUAUGAUGAUGAUGAUGUUGACGAUAGUGAUGAUGAUGACGAUGAUGAUGAUGAUUAUGAAUUUCAGCGUUCUCUGGGUGUGUGUUUUUUUUUAAAAUUCUGUAUCGCUUUAAUUUCUCGACCUGUCCCGGUCCUGAGCGGCUGGGACGCCAGACUUGAAACCGGAGGGUGAAUGUGAGGCUGUGAUUUUGGGUCACAGUGUACCGUACUCAGGAUCGUCGGGCCCGUGGGGCACCGCACCCCGUGUUCUGUUAGCGAUGAAAAAUGAGCAUAUCCUUUAAAAAUAAAUACAUAAAUAGGCCUAAUUAACCCUGUAUUACAUCCCAGGUUAACACAUCUGAAAAUGAAACUGUUUUGAACUUUCUUUUCAUUUUUUUUUUUUAGUUUUUGUUCUUUGUUUUCUGCACUGAUGUAGAAAAUAUUGCACUCUUGAGAGCUAGCUAUUGAAAUCUUAAAAAACUAAUAAAUUAAGCCAAUGAGAAUCGCG
Molecule: messenger RNA, 6728 nt
Organism: Anguilla rostrata (American eel)
Lineage: Eukaryota; Metazoa; Chordata; Actinopteri; Anguilliformes; Anguillidae
Gene: paqr9
Product: progestin and adipoQ receptor family member 9
Exons: 1
Coding region: 1958-3163 (401 amino acids)
Cellular component (GO): membrane
Molecular function (GO): signaling receptor activity
Source: RefSeq, a predicted model, not a curated record